UUUAUUUUUUUUUUAAGUGCGUUCAUCCAUUGCCCUGAUCACCCGCACACGCGUCUCCGGCCGCGCUCACACUCACACACGCACGUAAACGCGUGGCCGCCGCCAGGUCGGCAACUUUGUCGGGCGCUCCCAGCCGAGCUCCGCUUCCUCCUGUAGUAGUUGGGUGCAGGCCCCGCCUCCCAGCCGUGUUGUCAAACGGGCCGGGGUCUCGGAUUGGUCCAGCCGCUGGGACAACACCUGCUCGACUCCUUCAUUCAAGUGACACCAGAGCUUCCAGAGAUAUUUGAGGCACCAUCCCUGCCAUUGCCGGGCACUCGCGGCGCUGCUAACGGCCUGGUCACAUGCUCUCCAGAGAGCUACGGGAGGGCGCUGGGUAACCUCUAUCCGAGCUGCGGCCGCGAGGAGGAGGGAAAAGGCGAGCAAGGAGGAAGAGUGGGAGGAGGAGGGGAAGCGGCCAAGGAGGAGGAAGAGGAGGAGGGGAGCACAAAGAAUCCAGGUCUCCGGGCGGGAGGUUUACACCAAGAACCAUGUGUGCCGAGCGGCUGGGCCAGUUCGUGACCCUGGCUUUGGUAUUGGCCACCUUCGACCCGGCGCGGGGGACCGACGCCACCAACCCACCGGAGGGUCCCCAAGACAGGGGCUCCCAACAGAAAGGCCGCCUGUCCCUGCAGAACACAGCGGAAAUCCAACACUGUUUGGUCAACGCAGGCGAUGUGGGGUGUGGUGUGUUUGAAUGUUUCGAGAACAACUCUUGUGAGAUUCGAGGCUUACAUGGGAUUUGCAUGACUUUUCUGCACAACGCUGGAAAAUUUGAUGCCCAGGGCAAAUCAUUCAUCAAAGAUGCCUUGAAGUGUAAGGCCCACGCUCUGCGGCACAGAUUCGGCUGCAUAAGCCGGAAGUGCCCCGCCAUUAAGGAAAUGGUAUUCCAGUUACAACGGGAAUGCUACCUCAAACACGAUCUGUGCUCUGCCGCCCAGGAGAACACCCGGGUAAUGGCGGAGAUGAUUCACUUCAAGGACUUACUGCUGCACGAACCAUACGUGGACCUGGUGAACCUGCUGCUGACCUGCGGGGAGGAGGUGAAGGAGGCCAUCACCCAUAGCGUCCAGGCACAGUGUGAGCAGAACUGGGGAAGUCUGUGCUCUAUCUUGAGCUUCUGCACCUCAACCAUCCAGAGGCCCCCCACGAUGCCCCCUGAGCGCCAGCUCCAGGCGGACAGAGCCAAGCUCUCCAGGGCACACCACGGUGAGGCAGGUCACCAGCUCUCAGAGCCCAGUAGUCGGGAGACAGGCAGAGGUGCCAAGGGUGAGCGAGGUAGCAAAAGCCACCCACACGCCCAUGCCAGGGGCCGAGCAGCUGGCCACGGGGGCCAGGGAACUUCUGGAAGCAGCGAGUGGGAGGAGGAACAGUCUGAGUAUUCCGAUAUCCGCAGGUGAAACGAAAGGCCUGGCCGGGAAAUCGUUCCUCCACGCCGUCCAUUUUCUUCUCUAUGGACAUUCCAGAACAUUUGCCAUUAAAGAGGGGGGAUGUCACACGCAGGAUUUGGUGGGGAUUGCGGACUUGAUGAAGGUGUGUGCUAGCGGGCCG
Molecule: messenger RNA, 1587 nt
Organism: Callorhinus ursinus (northern fur seal)
Lineage: Eukaryota; Metazoa; Chordata; Mammalia; Carnivora; Otariidae
Gene: STC2
Product: stanniocalcin 2
Biological process (GO): intracellular calcium ion homeostasis
Cellular component (GO): extracellular region
Molecular function (GO): hormone activity
Source: RefSeq, a predicted model, not a curated record